Molecule: messenger RNA, 1801 nt
Organism: Mangifera indica (mango)
Lineage: Eukaryota; Viridiplantae; Streptophyta; Magnoliopsida; Sapindales; Anacardiaceae
Product: shewanella-like protein phosphatase 2
Exons: 1
Coding region: 349-1545 (398 amino acids)
Molecular function (GO): hydrolase activity
Source: RefSeq, a predicted model, not a curated record
CACGAAAAGCAUGAAGCGUUGGGACAACCUGGAAAGAGGCUUGAUGGCCUUCAGUCGAUGUCGAUAGAGGCUAGAGAAGGUCUAACUGAGAACUUUCUAACCUCUAGGCAUAGAAAAGCCUUUCUGAUGCUGAGAGGCCAAAUUUCACUACCCAUUUACGUAAUCUACUCAAAUGACAAAAAAUCGCAUUCACGGUCUCACCUUACCACUAUCCAUUCCAUUGUGUUCAAACUCCCGUCCUGCCAACAUAAUUGAAUCAUAAUCACCAUCUUUCUUCUUCACUACAGACCGUUAACAUCUCUAUCCCAACUGCUACAGUUGACCUGAACAUCUUUUCUGAAAACUGAAAUGAAAAACGACGAAAACAAAAGCAACAGUAUAACAUGCGAGAACUUACCGGCGUUUCUCUCUUCAUUCGUUGACACUUUCGUGGAUUUCACAGUAACCGACGGCCUUUUUCUCCCGAAUUCACUUCCCCAAAACCUCCCUGAAACGCCACCACCAAUGGCUGCCCGAUACCCAUCUCCGGAUCGUCUGAUUGCCAUCGGUGAUCUCCACGGAGACCUGGAAAAAUCAAGGCAAGCUUUCAGAUUGGCCGGUUUGAUCGACGGCUCUGAUCGCUGGACAGGUGGGUCCACGACGGUGGUUCAGGUGGGUGAUGUGCUCGACAGAGGGGGUGAAGAGAUAAAGAUACUUUAUUUGUUGGAGAAGCUGAAGAGGGAAGCUGAGAAAAAUGGAGGUAAAUUUUUGACCUUGAAUGGAAAUCAUGAGAUUAUGAAUGUUGAAUUUGAUUUUAGGUAUGUGACUGAGAAGGGUCUGAGAGAAUUUGAGAAUUGGGGGUUUUGGUAUGGUGCUGGUAACAAAAUGAAGUCUUUGUGUGUUGGUCUGGAGAUGCCCAGGGAUUUGUUUGAUGGGGUGCCUUUAGCUUUUAGGGGUGUGGAUGAAAAGUAUUGGAAUGGAAUUAAGAGUAGGAUAGCAGCGUUGAGACCGAGUGGACCAAUUGCCAGGCGGUUUUUGAGUAAGAAUAUGACAGUCUUGGUGGUUGGGGAGUCAGUUUUUGUCCAUGGCGGGUUGUUGAAGGAGCAUGUGGAGUAUGGGUUGGAGAGGAUUAAUGAAGAAGUAAGGGACUGGAUUAAUGGAUUGAGUGGGAGGCGUGCACCGGGGCAUUGUAAAGGGAAGAAUGCUGUAGUGUGGUUGAGGAAGUUUUCAGCUGAUUAUGCUAAGUGUGAUUGUUCAUUGCUUGAACAUGUUCUUGCGACGAUCCCUGGUGCGAAGAGGAUGAUUAUGGGGCAUACAAUUCAGCAUUCUGGGAUUAAUGAUGCAUGUGAUGGUAGAGCUAUUAGGAUUGAUGUGGGUAUGUCCAAGGGAUGUGGUGAUGGAUUGCCUGAGGUUUUGGAGAUUUUUGGGAAUAAGGGGUUGCGAAUCCUGACAUCGAAUCCAUUGCAUCAAAACAAGAACAAAGCUUAUUUGGAUGCUUAUAGCAACAAGGGGCUUGGUUUGCAAAAAACAGAACAGGGACUGAGACAAGUUGAGUUUAAGGCUUAGGUUAUUGUUAUACACUAUCUUGAACAUUAAUAUAUAUUCCAUUUCUGGUCUGGUAAGAACAAUAUUGUUCUAUGGGCAAUGCACUUUAGAAUUCUGAAAUGUUGAUGUAGGUCAUUAAUUCAAUGCGAAGAUGAAAGAGGCCUGAACACAUUUUCAAGUGUUGACUUCUUGAAUUGAGGGUUUGUUGUUUAAGUUGUAAUUCAUUACUUCUUCUUUAUUGCCUGUUGAAGGAACAUGAAUAUUCUAAUUCUUCCAA